Messenger RNA from Aspergillus fijiensis CBS 313.89, 936 nucleotides. RefSeq names its product MAPEG family protein. The coding region runs from base 1 to 450 and encodes 149 amino acids. Gene Ontology annotation, molecular function: glutathione transferase activity; glutathione peroxidase activity. Gene Ontology annotation, cellular component: nuclear envelope; endoplasmic reticulum; membrane. The transcript is spliced from 3 exons. Lineage: Eukaryota; Fungi; Ascomycota; Eurotiomycetes; Eurotiales; Aspergillaceae. The record is from RefSeq and is a predicted model, not a curated record.
AUGUUCACCUUGACUGUUCCUGAGGGCUACGGCGCCGUCAUCGCCGUCGCGCUGGGCGCCAUCCCCGUCCUGGGGUUCGUCCACGGCAUCGUCACGGGCAGCACCAGGAAGAAGGCCCAAAUCCCCUACCCCCACACCUACGCGACCGUCGAACAAUGCAAGGCUGAUCCCAAAGCCGAGCAAUUCAACUGCGCCCAGCGCGCGCACGCCAAUUUCCUGGAGAACUCCUCCCAGACUAUGCUCUUCACGCUGGUGGCCGGGGUGAAAUACCCGCAGCUGGCGGCGGGCUUGGGCGCGGCGUGGGUGGUCUUGCGGGCGCUGUUCUUGCACGGAUACGUGUACUCGGGCAAGUCGGAGGGUAAGGGUCGGUACAGGGGGGGUCUGUUCUGGUUGGUGCAGGGUGCGUUGUGGUGGUUGACGGUCUUUGGCGUGGCGAAGGAGUUGUUCUAGGGGUGCACGGGUGAGGUUGGUGAGAGUGUGGGGAUGGGGAUGGGCUGCUGGUCCUGUGUAGUCUAGUUAAUGUUCGUAAGGGAAUCUGUUAGGUUUGCAUCUUUUAUUUGAGCAAUUUUGUUUGUUGGAGCUCUGGGUGAAGACUGAACGGUAGUAGUGGGGACUGGUUGUUGAGGGAUUGGUGCUCAUUGUGAGGGUUGGAGUAAGUGUACAAGUAUCAGUUGCAAUGGUAAGUAGGUUAUGGUCAGUGGAAAGAUAUCUGGAGACUUAGCUCAGCAUCUUGAGAUACGAGGCUUGGAGCAGUGGCUGUCUGUAUUCAAGCUCGGCGGAGAAGCUCUCAGGGCCGCAGCCUCGGCAUUCGGCAGUGUGGCUGACCCCACGGUCGGAGGUGGAGCAAUCUAGAAGCCGAUGUGGCUGAUGAAGGAUGGAGGGGGAAUCUUUGGGUAUGAUUUUAUCGUCUAUCGUGUUUUCUUCCGCAGGCCUUCU